ACAUGUGCUACAUUUGAAGUACUCCGAAACUUUCACACAAUGACACUUCAAGGCAAGAUCUCGGCGUUCGACUACUAUCAUGCGCUUGCCCUCCUUACAGAUGGCUAUGGACUGGAACCCUUGCCGGUAAACUGGUUGCCCUCGUUCGUACUCAUGAUGCACCAAUGGAGGAACCUCAAGAUGUUGAAGCGUGGCGCCUGCGGCCAUGCGGAGUCUGGAGUUGAAGGAGCGCAGCCAGGCGAGCUCGCAGUUCAAUAUCGACCCUGUCCAAUCCUCAACGUCAAUGUUACACCGUCCAUGCUCAAAGGCCUGGAGGCGGAUAGGUCAGCAGCAUCACCCUCCAUGGUAGUGUGGGGAUGCUAA
Molecule: messenger RNA, 363 nt
Organism: Stereum hirsutum FP-91666 SS1
Lineage: Eukaryota; Fungi; Basidiomycota; Agaricomycetes; Russulales; Stereaceae
Exons: 2
Source: RefSeq, a predicted model, not a curated record